This is a messenger RNA of Arabidopsis arenosa, 1571 nucleotides long. NCBI's taxonomy places the organism in Eukaryota, Viridiplantae, Streptophyta, Magnoliopsida, Brassicales, Brassicaceae. The record is from the annotation of a GenBank genome assembly.
GAAUCGACACCGUCUCAGGCGACGGUAGAAAUGACCGUAACGUCGCCGGCGAAGAUUAAAGAGUAUCCAGAACCAUUGGCUUCACAUGAAGUUGUCGUUAAAGAUUCUUCUGUCUUCUGGGAUACUCUCAGGCGAUUUCACUCAAUCAUGUCCACUAAGUUCAUGAUUCCUGUGAUUGGAGGAAAAGAACUGGAUUUGCAUGUUUUGUAUGUGGAAGUCACGAGGAGGGGAGGUUACGAAAAGGUAGUCGCAGAGAAAAAAUGGAGGGAAGUUGGAGGAGUGUUUAGAUUCUCUGCGACAACAACAAGUGCUUCGUUUGUCUUAAGGAAACAUUAUCUCAAUCUUCUCUUCCAUUACGAACAAGUUCAUCUCUUCACUGCUCGUGGUCCUCUUCUUCAUCCCACAGCUACAUUUCAUGCCAAUCCAUCAACGAGCAAAGAAAUGGCUCUCGUCGAAUAUACUCCUCCGAGUAUAAGAUAUAAUAAUACUCAUCCUCCUUCUCAAGGUUCGUCGAGUUUCACAGCCAUAGGUACAAUAGAAGGCAAAUUCGAUUGUGGUUAUCUGGUAAAAGUGAAGUUGGGCUCAGAAAUCCUUAACGGCGUGCUUUAUCACUCGGCCCAGCCAGGCCCAUCAUCAUCUCCAACCGCUGAUCUAAACGGUGCCGUUGUACCUUAUGUCGAACCUGGGAGAAGACGACGUCGUUUAGGUAAAAGACGAAGAAGCAGACGUAGAGAAGACCCAAAUUACCCGAAACCAAACCGGAGCGGUUACAAUUUCUUCUUUGCAGAGAAGCAUUGUAAGCUUAAGUCUCUUUAUCCCAACAAGGAAAGAGAGUUUACGAAAAUUAUCGGCGAAUCGUGGAGCAAUCUCUCUACCGAAGAACGAAUGGUUUAUCAGGAUAUUGGAUUGAAGGAUAAGGAGAGGUAUCAGAGGGAGCUGAAUGAGUACAGAGAAACGUUAAGGCUCAAGGAUGCUACCGUCACCAUCCCUUCUUUCACCGGCCUAAAGGUCGCCGUCAGCUCAAAACCCACGACGGUAUCCACCACCAUAAGAUCCUCCUCCGCCACCAGGACGGCACCUAAGCUCUCUGUGAAGUCCUCUUUGAAUGAUUUCGGCGUCAUCGCCGUGGCAACAGCAACUUCGAUUGUUUUAGCCGGAAAUGCAAUGGCCAUGGAGGUUCUUCUAGGAUCCGACGAUGGUUCUCUUGUUUUCGUACCAUCUGAAUUCACAGUGGCUAAAGGAGAGAAGAUCGUGUUCAAGAACAACGCAGGGUUCCCACACAAUGUUGUGUUCGACGAAGACGAGAUCCCUAGUGGUGUGGACGCGAGCAAGAUCUCGAUGGACGAGGCAGAGCUUCUUAAUGGUGCGGGAGACAGUUACGAGGUUACUCUGACAGAGCCUGGCUCUUACGGUUUCUAUUGUGCGCCGCACCAGGGUGCUGGUAUGGUCGGGAAACUCACCGUCAAGUAAAUUGUCUCGAGACUCUCUUGUUCGAGUACAAAGCUUAUUCAAAAUUUAUUUACAAAUCUAAUUUGGAAGAGAGUGUUGGAUAGUAAAAAAGGAUUAUAUAA